AUGAAGUGCAAGCUCCUGAAGGCCGAAGUCCACAAGCUACAGGAUGGAUCACCCGGCAACGACAAGGAGGCCAUCCUCAAGAAGCUCCUUACACUCGAGGUCGCCGAUGUCCAACGUCUCUCUAAAAUGCCCGACUUCAAAAUGAUUCUGGGUCACCUCGAGAUGAUGCUCUGCGUGCAAUCUGAGAAUCCGUAUCAGGCUGUCUACAGUCCAGCUUUCCGCUGCAACUCGACCAAGUAUCUUGGUGUGACCUUCAAAGUCUGCGAUAAAGACAAGCUUCCCCAUGAGCCUGGCUUUUUGGCCUAA
Molecule: messenger RNA, 306 nt
Organism: Fusarium tjaetaba
Lineage: Eukaryota; Fungi; Ascomycota; Sordariomycetes; Hypocreales; Nectriaceae
Exons: 2
Coding region: 1-306 (101 amino acids)
Source: RefSeq, a predicted model, not a curated record